AUGCGGUGCGCGAGCAAGGCCUCCGAGAGCGCGUCCGCACGUCUCUGUGCGGACGCCGAAGCAGAAACCGCAGCAACUGAUGUGUCAUCGGUUGCUGAAGCGACUCAGCCUGUGUAUCCUGGUGAUGCAGGUGCUCGUCAUGAAGACACUCAUGUCUCCACAGAGUAUGAGCUUGGUGUCUCAUACUCUCCCAAAACGGAAGAUGGAUCUGUAUCGACGGCGAUCGAAUCAAGCCGCCUGCCAAGCGUGGCAUGGAUGAUGCUAUGCGUCGUAGCAUAUUUGGUUCAUCUGACGAAUCAGAUGAACCAUCGCCAAAGCGAAGGCGCUCGAGGUCGCAAGACUCGGGCGCUCACAGUGGUGUCGGUUCUCCUAUGGACACCACUUCGCAGAGAGGUACCAGUACUUCUGUCGGUUCGUUGCAAGAAGAGCGGGACCACAGUGUGUAGCGUCUCGCUCCCGAGAAGAAGGCAUUGA
Peronospora matthiolae is the source of this 474-nucleotide messenger RNA. The record is from the annotation of a GenBank genome assembly. Lineage: Eukaryota; Oomycota; Peronosporomycetes; Peronosporales; Peronosporaceae.